AUGAAUCCGAAAACAAUUCAUGUAGGUGACCGUGUUGUUGUUUAUUGCGAACAAUAUCAGCAGCUGAUGGAAGCAAUUGUUGUUGGAGCAAAAGUUAGUACAAAACAACUUUAUAUUCAUUAUGUUCAUCAAGAUAAAAGACUUGAUCGAUGGAUUUCUGUAAAAGAAGUCACCGAUGAUCCAAAUGUCGUAAUAAAAACAAAAGCUGGUAAAUCUGCAAUAAGAAAUCACAAAAUUUUAAAUACCGACGAACUUGACGUUGAAAAACUCGCAGUAGAGUACAAACAAUUCGAAAAGGCCCACCAAGAAGUUACCCGUAUUCGAAACAUCGAUAGGAUUACAAUUGGGCCAUAUACAAUUCAAGCUUGGUAUUAUUCGCCAUAUCCUAAUCCUUUUGGAAAAAUGGAGCACUUAUAUAUAUGUGAUCACUGUUUCCAAUAUUUUGCUAGCGCAGAAGAACUCGCAAAGCACUUGCAAGUUACAGGAGAAAAAUGUCCACCAGGAAAUGAGAUUUAUCGGCAAGGAAAUCUCAGUAUCUUCGAAAUGAAAGGAAUGGUAAACAAAGUUCCGUGCCAGUGCCUCUGUUUACUUUCAAAAUUAUUUUUGGAUCACAAAACUUUGUUUUACGAUGUUGAAGGCUUCAAUUUCUACGUAGUAUGCGAAUGUGAUGAUAACGGUGCUCACAUUGCCGCAUAUUUCUCAAAGGAAGUCAAUAGUAGCGCAUAUAAUGUUUUAUCUUGCAUUACAACUUUACCACCUUACCAAAAGAAAGGCUACGGAAACCUUUGUAUAUCCUUAAGCUACGAGCUGGCCAGACGCUCCAGAAUGAGCGGUGGCCCAGAAAGACCUUUAUCUGAUCUUGGAAAACUCGCAUUCGCUUCUUAUUGGAAGGAUACGCUUUUGGAGAUGUUCAGUACAAGACUUUCCGAAAUGACUUCUAUUGAUAAUAUCGUUAUCCUUACAAGUAUUCAAAAACUCGACGUAAUCGAGACAUUAAAGCAAAUUAACUGCUUGACAAGGGUAAAAGGCGAUUAUGAGAUUGAUCUUCAUUCACCACAGUUGAAACAAGCAAUAGAAGCUCAUCAGAAAGUCCCGCCAAAGAGAAGAAUUGAUCCUCAGUAUUUAACUUGGAUUCCAGAAGCAUAA
Molecule: messenger RNA, 1146 nt
Organism: Trichomonas vaginalis G3
Lineage: Eukaryota; Parabasalia; Trichomonadida; Trichomonadidae
Product: histone acetyltransferase protein
Exons: 1
Coding region: 1-1146 (381 amino acids)
Biological process (GO): regulation of DNA-templated transcription
Molecular function (GO): histone acetyltransferase activity
Source: RefSeq, a predicted model, not a curated record